This is a messenger RNA of Haliotis rubra (blacklip abalone), 1686 nucleotides long. Its product is annotated as UDP-glucuronosyltransferase 2C1-like. The record is from RefSeq and is a predicted model, not a curated record. Gene Ontology annotation, molecular function: UDP-glycosyltransferase activity. The transcript is spliced from 2 exons. Lineage: Eukaryota; Metazoa; Mollusca; Gastropoda; Lepetellida; Haliotidae. The coding region runs from base 70 to 1686 and encodes 538 amino acids.
UUUGACGGUGUUUUCCUGAUUGCGUGCAGUUUGUCUCUGGUGAAGGCGGGAAUGGAAAGGUGAAAGAAAAUGAUGAUUUCAUCUCUGCAUAUAUUGACGUUGUGGGCGGUGAGCGCCGUGAUCAACCUGAGCCAGGCCGCGCGUGUACUGUACCUCCCAUUCCCUCAGUACAGUCACGUCCAGUCCCUCUGCUGGGUCACAGAGGAACUGCGCAAGUAUGGUCACGAAUUAUGGGUUGCCUAUCCGGGUGCCCUCGGGUCGCAAGGCGUCCUUAGAAAUAGUAGUCUCAACCUCAUCAAAAUGGAAGCACUGGGAGAUUAUGACGCUGACAAGAAGAUUAAUGGCUAUCUCAUGGACGCAUACCUUUACCCAGACAAGCCGGCAAUACCAAAUCCCAAAUCUCCCACAGAUUACCUUCAUCUGCUAAUAGACAAGCUUAUAAAAUACAUGGACAGAAGGGCUCCACCUAUAUCGUUCUUCACAACCUUGAGAGAACUCAAUCACAUUGUUUUAACCGAUGUUACCUUUUUUGAGAAUAUAAAAGCCAAAAAGUUCGAUUUGGCAAUCGUGGACGGAAUUGUUGGUUUGGCCUAUACGAUCAUCCCAUACAGGUUAAAUGUUCCUUUUUGCUACAUCAGCAUUGUUCAGGAUUCAUGGCGGUCAGGGACACCCUUCCUUCCCUCAUUUGUUCCCUUCACCGGCUUGGGUGAAACGCCAGAGAUGACAUUCAUGCAAAGACUUGCAAAUACUUUGAUUCACUUGUUUGCUUCCAACUUUAGACCUCAUGUAUCUGAGACUGAUGUGUCAAAAUAUGCGCCAGAGAAACCUUACGUCCCUUUCAGUCGUCUUAUGGAGCAGGCACAGCUAUGGUUCAUCGAGCAGGAUGUUGUUGCUGAUUACCCUAGACCCCUCAUGCCCAACUCGAAACUGGUGGGUGGACUAUCAACACGGAAUGCACAACCUUUAUCAGGAAAGUUCCACGAUUUCUAUAGGAAGUCUCAGCACGGAGUAGUUGUAGUGUCCUUUGGGGGAAGUCUGAGUGAGCUCCCCCAGCACCUCUCUAACAAACUUUUGAAAGCAUUUUCCAUGACAAAGUAUGACUUUGUAUGGAGAUCUAAUGUCAAAACCAAUUCCUCAAAGUUUUUGAUUUCUAAAUGGUUUCCUCAAAACGAUCUACUUGGCCAUUCGAAAACCAAACUGUUCAUUUCCCAUUGCGGUUCUAACGGACAGUAUGAGGCUAUAUACAACGGCGUACCCUUACUUGGAGUUCCAAUCUUUUCAGACCAACCAUACAACGUUAAGCGAUUAGUGAGCAAGGGCUGGGGCCUUGGACUCGACUUACAUUAUGCUACAGAAAGCGACUUUGCAUCGGCUAUAAACCUGGUGAUUGAAAACAAAUCUUACAAAGAAAACAUUCAAAAAUCGUCAAGGAUAUUCCGAGACAGACCAUUAAAUCCUCGACAGGAAGUAGCCUACUGGAUUGAUCAUGUGAUCAAAUAUGGCGACUCUCACAUCCGUUCUCCUGGACUUGAUCUUUCCUGGUAUCAGUUUUUAUGCAUGGACAUCUUGCUCGUGGUCCUGGUAAUAACUCUCAUAUUCAUAUCGGUUUUUGUUUCGAUUGUAUAUAUUUUGUUCAAAUGGAUACAUGUUCACACUUUUUUUUCAGGAAAACCGAUAUUAGACUGA